Rotaria sp. Silwood1 is the source of this 1408-nucleotide messenger RNA. The record is from the annotation of a GenBank genome assembly. Lineage: Eukaryota; Metazoa; Rotifera; Eurotatoria; Philodinida; Philodinidae.
AUGACUGAUAGGGCCGAGUCAGAACAUUAUACCAUUUCGAAAAUUGUACCUGAAUUUUAUACAGUUGAUCAAUCAACUAGUGCAGUAAUAUCAAUACGAUUAAAAGCUAAUUCAGAUAAAUAUCUUCUAUUAAAACAAAAUAUUCUUGCUAAAUAUCCUCGAACAAGUAUUCGACAAGAUUUGGUUGAUGCUCAUUUAUAUUUAAUAAAAAAAUCUUGUUUGGAUAUUGCUAUUCGUUCAAGUUAUUCAUCAUUUCCUAAACAAUGUCUACCAGAAAUGAUUCAACGAAUGGCAACUGGUCAAUCACUUGAAGAUCUCAUUUCAACAUCUGCUAAUGUAACGAUGGUGAUGAGACAGAAAGCCACUAAUUUAGAUAAUCAUGCUGAUUUAACAAGACUUUCAAAACCAUAUGAUUGUGAUAAUAAACAAAUAAGAGGAGGUUGUUAUUACUUUAUUGAUGAGACACAAAUUUUUCGCGUUAAACAUGUUCUUUCAUAUCUUGAAGCUAAUCGACAAGCAUCAUCACUCAUUUUAUCAUAUACCAAUGAAGAUAUUACAUUUAAAGAUCGAUUAGAACAGAUUCAAAUUACUCCUGCUUGUAUUGUCGGUGAUGGACAUGUUAUUGGAAAGAAAACGACAGUUAAACGAACUAUUAUUGGCAAAAAUUGUCGAAUUAAAAAUGAAUGUAAAAUAGUUAAUUGUGUUUUACUAGAUAAUGUUUAUGUUAAAGAAGGAGUAACUCGGGAAAAUUCCGUAUUAUGUUCUCAUUCCACAAUCGGAUCAAAAUGUAGAAUUCAAAAUUCAAUUGUGUGUUUCAAUCAACAAGUCGAAGCAGACAGAAAAUUGAAUGGUGAAACAAUAUCAGCUAAAAGCGAUGAAUCUGAUAUUUUUGUGUCACAUUCAUUGGCACACAUAGCUUUUACUGACAGCAAAACUUGUUCUUUCGAAUCAGAUGAUACAUUGAAAGAAGAACAACUGUUCAAUGCUAUUGAAUCAAAUAAUGUCACUGUCGUGCAGAAUUUUACGAAAAAUGAACUCCAACGUUUAUGUAACGUACGUCGUCUCUUUCCGUCUGAAUGGUCCUCACCGGACUACGAAAAACAAACAGCUUAUCAACGUGCAUGUCUUCUUGGUCAUACAGACAUUGUGCAGUGUAUUCUCAAUGCUGGUAUUCCACCUGAUCAAAAAUUCUCCGGUGGUGAUUCACGUAAUACUAUGCGAGGAGCAUUUCUAUUUGCUUGUCAAGCACGCUCGAUGUCAACAAUUACAGUUUUACUUAAUGCUGGUGCACCAGUUGAUGAACUAGGUUCAUGUUCUCUUAAUUAUGCUAAUUCUUUUGUUCCUGGUAUUCGUGUAUUUAAUUCAUUUGAACGUGACUCAGUCUCUUGGGAGAAUCUCUAUCCAAUUC